This is a messenger RNA of Porites evermanni, 3494 nucleotides long. The record is from the annotation of a GenBank genome assembly. NCBI's taxonomy places the organism in Eukaryota, Metazoa, Cnidaria, Anthozoa, Scleractinia, Poritidae.
AUGAGAAGAAGAAAGCCAAGAUUAAGUGCUUUAGAGAGGUUAUUAAGGUAAUGACAUUCAAACCUCUUAAGUCUGAUGAUUUGAAAUUCAAAGAAAUAAGACAUACUGCACUAUCAUGUUUUAACACAAGCGUAGCUAGUUCCUUUGUCUGAAGUACACAAGUUCAGUCAGCAUGAUUCAUAUCUUCCAUGUCAACAAAUACACGCGCCCGCUUCAGCGUUUCGUUAUGUUUUUAAAUAUGCAAGUCGAGUCAGAGUUAUUUUGAUGGCCUCCUUAGUAAUCCCACUUGUUUCAUUUUCCUUCGUCAUCAUGCGACAAAAAAGAUAUUUUUACCGAUUAAAAUGCAUGCUUUUCGACCCGAGUCAAGUUCCAUAAUUUUGCUGUGAUUUACGUAUGAUUUUCGCAACCCUAACUACGACGUGACUCUAUGCAAAGAGUUCAAAAUAUUACCAAUUAAGACCCUCUAGCUCAAAAUAACUUACACUCAGUGGAAGAUAUUAAAACAGGUAUCGCCGGUGAUACAGGAAACAGUGUAUACAGAACAAUAUUUUUUCAUUGUCAAUGUCGUUGGACCGUGUUUCUUUAGAACGAGCUUGAAUGUUGAAUGUUCUUCAUAACACUAUUUCCUUCAGCUAAACAGGAACACCAGAAAAGGUCAAGGAACUACAGAUAGCGUAUUCUGCUUUGCGAAGAAAAACGUUGAGGUGUUCAAAUUACAUAUUUUGUUGUCGUCUUCGUUUCAGUGAGGACAAUAAAAAGAGUCAAGUACAAUACGACAGAACCUGCUUUUGUUGUCGGGUUUUCGGGAAAAGUGUGUUAUAUUGUUUAAUGCAAGUUAGCGGAAAAGCAUUCUCUGCUUUCAUUUCAUUUUCCUUCCUUGGAAUAAACGUAUUGAAAAUUCACUUUUUAUCAUCAUAUAUAGCUUGUCAUUGAUUGAAAUAAUAAGACGCAAAAAUAUAUGAUCAUAUUUUAAUGUUAACAAUGACUCAAAUUCUCGUAAAACUGACCGAAUGGAAAGUAAUUGUAUUGUUAAGUGUGUUUCUUUUUUGUGGUUUCCGCUUUUUGGAAAUCUGCGUUAGACCCCAAAAACCAACUUUGUUUUCAAACGGAUGAAAAAGCCAGAAGCCAAAAUGCUAUUAGAAUACUAUGUAAAAAAAAUCCCUUCUUUGCAUUUCCGAUUAGUUUUAACUUGACUGAUUUUUUCAAGCAAUGCGCAAAACCCAAGGCCUGAAAAGCGCGCUUAAUCUAAAAUGGCAACAUUACGUCAUCCAUAUGGUUAGAAAAAAUAACGCGUUCUGUUGUGGCUUUAUUUUAAUUAUAUCAACAACAAAAAAUGUCUCUUGAAUUAAAUAAUGCAGUUUCCGACAGUGCCUAGUUAAUUUUCGAAAUACGAAAAGAACUGACGGGUAUUUUUAAUUGCGUUUUAAGGUCACUUUCAGAAGUUUUUAGAACAAACUGGCGCUUAAUAUGAUAUUUCGCAGCCUUUCUCGAACUGAGCGGGUCAAAGCGGUGCGGAUUACACAAUCCUCUCUCGAACCCCAAUUGUCUAUUAUCAAUUUCAGCUCGAUCAUUAAAAAUAUGUCUGCAUCUUUCUUUUCAGACACGUAUUACGUUAGUCUCGCGUUCGUAUGAAUAGAAGGCAUGCCAAGAAUACGCCUUAAUACUAGACAUACAGGUGGUAAUAUAAGUUAUGUGAAUGAAUAUUCUCGUCGCGAAUAGACGUGAUGCUUGCUCAAAUACCAUAAAAUCCGCAGCUGUGGGUAUUAUAAAUAAUGAAUUAGUUAUAAAAUCUUUUCAAUUUCGCAAUGUGGGCAUGAACACAUGCGUAAGAUUUUUACUUAGUAAUUCGGCAAUGGCGAAAGCGGAAGAUAACUUCUAUUUUCCUUUGUUUAUUUAUGAUAUCAAUGAAACUUUAUUUCAUAAUCUUUCCCCAUAUCAAAAGCUGACCCCCUCAUUGCCAUAAAUAUCUCUCUCAAAAAUUAGUCUUCCAUUUUCGAAUCUAGGAUGUUUCUCAAUAUUUUGCCGCAAUUGGUAAAUUCUCCCAGAGCAGUCCAGUUGCAUUCUACAAUGACGGUGACAGCACUGCUAUUAAACAAUGGUGUUUGUAUUCUUUCAUGCAGACAUACAAUUGCACAAUGUGCAAGGAGUGAUAAAGGCCAUUUACUUUUAUAAAGAUAAUGGCUUGUGACAUACGACACAAAAGACGACGCUUUCGUGAUUGGGCUUAUAAAACCCGACGAAAAGACGCUGCAUUUGUCACGUAAACUCUGGACAGAUUUUCCAUGAAAAUUGCUAAUGAAAAUGGUUGAAGUCCAAAUGCACUGCCCUUAGGGUCAAUUCCAAAUGCAAAACAUGAGAUGUUGCCCAUCCUGGUUUCCUCCCCCUUUUUCAACCCAAAAACAGCGUUGCCGGUAACAUCAAAGGCUUUCCCUAAGGUUUUUGGCUAUUAAAAUACCACGGCAAUUGGGUAACAAUCAGAUUACAAUCUUCGAUCUAACAAUGGCUAAAUCGCUCACCACUUUGAAAGUAAUAUCAAUAAACAUUACAGCCAAGACCACUUGCAAGUAUUAGAACGACAGUAUCCUGUCGUUCUCUUCACUCGAAAGUCAGUCAAUGAUCCGAAACAACCCCCAAAGAUUCACAGGGCUUUGCGUUUCGAGUCACGUCUGAAGUGUUCCAAUUACGUAAGUCCCCUUUUCUAUCUGUUCCUGCUCGACACGUCAGUAAAUAUUUUGUCUUCUCAGUUUCAAUCCUCAAAGCGUUGCUGCCCCUGGUGACCUCGUCAACCUCUUGCGGUAAGGAGCUAUAAAUAAACCCACUGUCACUAUUGUGACAGAUAUAAAAGCCAACUUGGAAUUUCGAUCAACAACACCAUUUGCUCUACAACUCAGCCCAGUGCAUACCCCAAUAAGACGCAGACGUUUCCAAGUGCAACAGAAACGAUGGCUUUAAUGCUGAACAACAUUGCUGUUACUGUCACCACGCCGUCCUUCGUGAGACCCAUUUCAAGCCCUGGGCCUUUUUCGUCUUCAAGUGGCAAUUCUGCUUACAAGAGCUCAGAGCGCAUUUUUACCUACUCUAACGCUUACCCUAUACCACACUGCAUUCACAGAAGUGGAAAUUUCGAGGUGCAAAAGAUGGACGUUUUAGACUCAAGCUCUUUAAAAUUUGACUCGGUUAUCCUGGAUGACGAUGCCUUAACAUCUCUUAUUAUAGAAAUGGAACUGGACAAAAUGAAUGUUUUACCCGAGCUUCAACUGGUAAAUGCCGAUCUGACAGACUGUAAUGUCUUAACCACCAACAGACACACAGCCUCGUAAUAAUUUGCGGACACAAGAACAUCCACAAGUAACUGUUCAGUAACUCUCUUCGGAAGGGAGACGUUCCCUCUUUUUUAUCUGGGAAAUAAUAUUCAUGCACAUCGGUUUACGCGAAUUCAGUUACAAGCUGGAUACGAAAAAGACGUUUAUUUAAGUAUACUGCGAAGAGAAUAA